UGGUAUACUGGUCUCAGAUCACUGUACUCCCUGCACACGGCAUGGCUACGGUUCUGGUCUGGCUGAUCUCGCUCGCUGCGCUCGUUCACGGGCUUGGCCCGUGUUCGAGUAAGAAGGAAGAUGUGGGCGCACAUCUGGUGAAGCGAAUGUACGAAGAGAUCCAACAAGGUGAGUGUGAUGUGGCUCAUCAAACACAUUACGACAACUACGCCGUGAGCAACGGAGAGUCCUUCGACUUCAUCGUGGUCGGCGGUGGAUCUUCCGGGUCCGUCGUGGCUAGUCGUCUUGCUGAAAAUCCUCACUGGAGCAUCUUGCUUCUUGAGGCCGGUGGCGACCCCACAGUAGCUUCCGAGAUCCCUGGACUCUUCGCGGCCUCACAAGAUACAGACAUCGACUGGCAACACAAGACCCACCCACAGGACGGUGUAUUUCUGGGACUGGAGGAACACAGAAGUGCCAUAUCUCGGGGUAAGGUGCUUGGAGGAUCGAACACAUUGCAGUAUUUUGAUUACGUCAGAGGCAAUCCAAAGGAUUACGACCAUUGGGAGAAGUACGGAAACGAAGGAUGGGGAUAUCACCAAGUCCUUCCUUACUUUAAGAGAUCUGAAGGUAUGAGAGCGAAAGAAAUCAUCAGUGAUCCAAAAGUUGAGAAGUAUCAUGGUAGAGAUGGACCUCUGACGGUGGAAUCGAUAAGAGAUGAGGGGAUGUCUUCCCUGGAAGCGGCGUUGUCCAAAGGUAUGGAAGAACUGGGCUAUCACACUCACACAGAUGUAAAUGCCGAUGCCCAUGAUGGUUUGUUCGUGAUUCAAGGAACCCUCCGACACAAAAGAAGGUGCAGUGCUGCUAAAGCCUUCUUGUCUGAAAGUAAACCUAAUUUAAAAAUUGCGAAAAAUGCACAUGUUUUGCAAAUAUUGAUCCAGAAUCGUAACAAAUCGGCGUAUGGCGUUGAACUAGUUCAAGACGGAGGCGAGCAUAAAAGAGUACGAGCUAACCGAGAAGUGAUUUUGGCUGCUGGAGCACUGAACACUCCAAAGCUGCUUCUUCUCUCUGGAAUCGGAGAGCAAGAGGCUCUUCAAAAACACGUAAUUGAACCUAUUUGUUUACUUGAAGUCGGUAAGAAUUUACAAAACCACGUCCAGUUCCCAGGAAUUUUCUACGCUUUCCCUCACAUAAUUCACGAAGAGCCUCAUAUAACUCGACAUCUUGUCGAAUAUCUAACCCAUUUUACUGGACCUCUAUCACACUCAGGUCCGGUGAGAACCAUAGGGUUCAUAAAUGCUGAUGAUGACAACUAUGCAGAUAUUGCUCUACUUCCAGCGUUUUUCGGUAGAAACUCCUCUGAUCUUCACGGUUUCUUGAACGCGAGAAGAAUAAUUCCGGAGAUACAAGAGUACUACUUGAAAGUAAACGCAAAAGCACCUGUUCUAGUAAUAACUCCCGCUCUGCUAAGACCUAAGAGCAGGGGCAAGGUUGAACUUCACAGCACAAAUCCUAAGGAUGACGUUGAGAUCUUGCCUAAUAUUCUCGGCCACGAAGAAGACGUUGAGAAACUUCUCAAAGGAAUAUCUUUUGCUGCUAAACUCUCUGAGACAAAGGCUUUGAAGGAACUGGGGGCAGAACUGCAUUACGCCGAUAUCCCGGCUUGCAGAGAACACGCUCCCCCGACCCCAGAGUACUUAGGAUGUGCUCUGAAGCACAUCGCCAUGACGUCACACCACCCCAGCGGCACGUGCAAGAUGGGUCCGGAGAGCGACGAGCACGCAGUGGUCAGCCCAAGACUGAAGGUGUACGGCCUCAAACAUCUUAGGAUAGCCGACAUGAGUGUGGCACCCUCUGGAGUGAGUGGCAACACCAACAUAGCCGCCAUCAUGAUCGGAGAGAAAGCCGCCGACUUGAUCAAAGAAGACUGGGAACAUCAUGCUGAGAUAAACCAUCACGAGACCGUCAACGAUCACCAUCUGCCACCAUUAGUCAAACAUUGAGGUGACUCAAUGUCACUACUGUUGAGAAGACUUCCUACUAUUUAAACUGACAGUCAUUUAUUAUAUGAGAAAAUAAUCCACAUAAAGAUUAAUCACGUAUAUUUAACUACAGGUUACUUUAUUUUUAUGUGUUUUUUACGAUGAUCUUAUAACUUAUAACUUACCUAUGUAACUGGUUAAAUUUCUUUCAAGAUCUACUAAGAGCAUAAUACUGAAGUACAUCAUCUCGUUUCCAAUUCGUGUGUUAUAAUUAAUCAAUUUCUCAGAAUUGUAGUUGCAGAAAGGAUUUCUGGGUUGCAUUAUUUCAUGCAUAUUAACCUUAAUUUAUCAAUGAAAUGGUCAGUGCAGUCUUAAAUACUUUUUCUCAAUAAUUGCGGUAUGUCACUGACAUUAAACUAAGAAUAUUUUUCUCUAAUAACUAAUGAUAUAACGAUAAUAACAAUUAUUGAUAACUAUUUCGUUACAACACUUCAACAAUAUUUCCCCAACAUAGGUAUUUACGCAAAAAUACAAAAACUUAUAUUCUGACAUAUUAUGCCAGCACAUUUUUUUAAUACUUUAAUUUAUUUUUAACAUAACAACUUUAAUAACCUAUAGUCGUUUUAAAAAAGAGAUGUAAAAUAAUCCGCAUCGCUUAUAUUUUAAAAUAAGAACAAAAUCAACUAAGAUUCUGUGAUUACAAAUUGAGGACACAAAACUAUUGUAAAUGGUAUAAAUAUUUCAAAAUACAUUAAAUAAAAAUAUUGUACCGGUAAUUAAAAACAACUACUACAUGUUUUUUGUGUAUGUUAAAGCUAUGGAUAGCAAUAACAUAAAGUAAAUAAUAACAAAUUUGUAAUAGUGAAAUAAGCUAUGUAUACAAUUAUAUGAGUAGUAACUAUUGAUCAAUCUAUCACACUAGUAAAGAUGUUAUGCAUUAAGGUUAAUAGUUAAUACAUGAUUUAAAACAAUGAAACCGAAAAAUGUAUCAUCAAAUAGUAAACAUUAUAUUUAAAAAUCAAACUAUAUCACUUGUUUAAAAAAACACUAUCCCGAUAUAAGAUCUACAAUCCAGGAAAUAACAACUUUUUAAAAGGUGUUUCAUGUAAUUUGUUUCACUAAGAGGCACUAUACGAGUAGAAAUUGGCGGAGUAUUGAUCAAAGUUUCGUGCAUUAGGGCGUGUAAUAUAUCUUUACAUUAGCAAGAGAGUAUCAAACGUAGAACUAUUUAGAAACUAGUGUAUUACUAAUAUCUGGUGAUGCGUGAUACCAAGUCCUACUACAACGAACAACCCCAUACAUUAGGAUAAGCAACCCUUCACCCAAGAAAAUACACUAUAUUUUAAAAGUGAUUGCACUUGCCGCAUAUCUCAUAAUUAUUAUAACGAGUAUUUUUACUAAUUUAUAAUUUUUUUAAUCCUUAUACAUAUUUAUUUUAGAUUUAUAUUAAUAACUGUAACAUACGUAUCAAUAUCAAUUUUAUACAUCCGUAUAUACAUAUUUGGCUGUAGAGUAUUCUUAAAAUGUAUUUGAUCUAUAGUACUUAGUAUAUAAUUAUAUAAACUCUCUCUAAUCUAUAAAUAAGGAACAAUUAUAUUUAUUUAACUAAUAAAUAAAAGCCAUCUAGUUAAAUGAUUUUUAGAUAUGGAACAAUUUUAAGAGCACCAUACGAGGGCUCGUAUAAUUAUUAUUUUUUGUCUUUUAUAUGUAUGAUUGAUAUUGAGGAAUUAAUUCAUUUUUUCAAUAUGAAGAUAGUAAAAAAUAUUUGCAUUAUUUUUCGUUACUAGAAUGUUGGAAUUAUCCACGAUAUAACUUUUCAAUGUUCAGAUUAUUAAUAUAAUGUUGUAGGAGUUGUCGAAAUGUAAAUUAUAUUCAUUACAUAUUUAUGUGACGUUCACUCCUUACCCACCGCGUCAACGAUUUCAUAAUUAAUUUUUAUGUUUUUUAAAUGCAUCUAUAUUAUUUUCAUAAUGGUCUUAAUUUUUUAUGGGUAAUCAUGCUAAACUUUACUGUGUAGUAAAAGGAACCUGAAGGUAUAACAUAAAAUUUAAUUAGUUACAAUUCAUUUUUAAAGAUUGUUUCAUAUGUGAGUGUUAUUGUGCGUCGUGUCCUGUUUAUCUUUAUCAGUAUUAUUAUGCUUGUACUAGUGUAGUAAAUCAGACUUAGAUAUAGUGAUAUAAACAUAAACGAACUAUAAUACUAUUAGAAUACGUGCUUUAUGCUGAGUGUUGUGGAUUAGACUAUAAAUAAAGGCUGUAAUUAUUUUAAA
This is a messenger RNA of Homalodisca vitripennis (glassy-winged sharpshooter), 4230 nucleotides long. RefSeq names its product glucose dehydrogenase [FAD, quinone]-like. The transcript has 2 exons. Gene Ontology annotation, molecular function: ecdysone oxidase activity; flavin adenine dinucleotide binding. Bases 42 to 1982 code for a protein of 646 amino acids. The record is from RefSeq and is a predicted model, not a curated record. NCBI's taxonomy places the organism in Eukaryota, Metazoa, Arthropoda, Insecta, Hemiptera, Cicadellidae.